AAAAGAAAAGAGAGCUAUGCUAAGCAUAAGCAGGACACACACACCCUGAACCCUAUCACCUGUUAUCUUCCUUUACCCCAGUUAGUAGCACUAGCUCACAAGUCAGACUACUACAAAACUGGAACUGGGAGCCUCUGCGAAAGCUAGUUAGCACCGAAUGGAGCAAAACCUAGGGACUAAUUAAGUUAAUUAAAAUAGAAUAUCGAUUCAGAAGGAUGAAAGAGAGAUGGACAAGUGUGGAAAGGUAUGAUUCCUUUCCAAUCCCAUCACAUCCCUAGGCUGCAUGCAUGGAUGAUGCUGAUGGCCCUCCCUAAUGAAACCCCCCAAACCUACCUUAAUGCCACUGUUCACCAUUCAUUACAGGGAAUAAUUGUCCCCUUCCAUCGCCAUCUUCCUCCCUCCAUAUAUUAAUCCCUGAUUCCCCUCACCUUGGACAGCAACACCUUCUUCCCUUUCUCUCUCUCUGUAGACACUACUGCUCUCUUUUGCUGUGUUUCCUAGGGAUUCACAGGCAAAGGCCAUUAAGGCAAAGCAAGAAGGGAGAAGAAAGAAACCUGAGGUGAAGAAGCAGAGAAGGGGGGGAAAUGGAGCUGGAUGAGCAGGCAUUCUUGGAGGAGCUCUUCUCCCUGAGGAGGGACGCCGCCUGGGAGUGCAAUGCCAUGCCCAUGGGGGACUUCUUCUCCCCGGGCUGCGGCGCCGCCGCCAUGGACUGCUUCCAGGAGCGGCACCAGCCCACCGUCAGCGUGCUCCCGACCUUCACGGCUUCCUACGACCACCCGCAUCCGCCGCCGCCACCGCAGCAGCAGCCGGGGUUCGACUACCUCAGCGAGGUCUACGGCAGCAGCGGCGUCGUCCCCUUCAGCUCCGGCGGCGGCGAGUACGGCGGCGACAUGGGGUUUCUUGAUGUUAUGGAGCCCAAGGUGGCAGCGCCCAUGGCGGCGGAGGUCGUCGGCGCCUGCAAGGUGGAGCCCGGGCUGGCGGACGGCGGCGCGUUCAGCGCAGGCCCGCCGGCGCCGGCGUCGAGGAAGAAGAGGGUGGAAGGCAUGCCUUCCAAGAACCUCAUGGCCGAGCGCCGCCGCCGCAAGCGCCUCAACGACCGCCUCUCCAUGCUCCGCUCCGUGGUUCCCAAGAUCAGCAAGAUGGACAGGACGUCGAUCCUGGGGGACACGAUCGACUACAUGAAGGAGCUGCUGGAGAGGAUCCGGCAGCUGCAGGAGGAGAUGGAGCAGGAGGGAGCACCGGAGACGGCGCCGGCGCCGGCGCUGCUGAGCGUGUUCCGGCGGGAGCAGAACCCCAACGAGAUGCUGGCGAGGAACACCCCAAAGUUCGAGGUGGAGCGGAAGGAGAAAGACGACACCAGGGUCGAGAUCUACUGCGCCGCCAAGCCUGGACUGCUGCUGUCCACUGUGAGCACGCUGGACACCCUCGGCCUCGACAUCCAGCAGUGCGUCGUCAGCUGCUUCAACGACUUCGCCAUGCACGCCUCCUGCUCCGAGAUGCAGAGGGAGAUGAUCACCACGGAGGUGAUAAAGCAGGAGCUGUACAAGAACGCCGGCUAUGGAGGCGGCUGCUUGUAGAGACGAAGAAGAAGCAGCAGUUCGAUGAGCUUCAGCAGGAACCGUGAUAAAUAAAAAAGCAGCAGCAUCAGUAGUGUUAGUAGCAGCAGCAGCAGCAGCAGUGUUAGCAGUAGCAAGCAGCAGUAGUGGAAAAGGGCUUGUUGGGCAGAUAGAUUUGGGAGGCCUUUCUGGCAAAUCAUCAUAACGGAUGUUGCUGUUUAAACAAAAGCUCUCCGGUGCCUUUCUAAUGAAUCAUGACUGAUGAUCCCCUCGCACUUUUUUCUCC
This is a messenger RNA of Brachypodium distachyon (stiff brome), 1842 nucleotides long. Its product is annotated as transcription factor bHLH93. Gene Ontology annotation, molecular function: sequence-specific DNA binding; DNA-binding transcription factor activity; protein dimerization activity. The transcript has 3 exons. The record is from RefSeq and is a predicted model, not a curated record. Bases 585 to 1577 code for a protein of 330 amino acids. Gene Ontology annotation, biological process: regulation of DNA-templated transcription. Gene Ontology annotation, cellular component: nucleus. NCBI's taxonomy places the organism in Eukaryota, Viridiplantae, Streptophyta, Magnoliopsida, Poales, Poaceae.